GGGGACUUUUAGAGGAGCGGUGGGUGAAUUUGUUUGAGCACACGCUGUCAGGAUGAGCUGAUGUGAGCGCUGCAUCAAGUGCGCGGCGGUGGUGAUGCUCCCGUAUAAAACAGCCCGCUAUAUUUUGGCACAGAGGGGGAUGCAUCAGUUUAACCCUCGGCUCUGCCCUCCGGACUCGCCCAUACAGUGUUCAGCCUAGAUAAGUUGAAGGGAUGUGUGAGCCUAUUGUGAGGAAUCCUGCCGCACGAUAUUCCUGAGGAUCUCUCUCUUUUUCUUUUUUUUUUCUCUUCAACUUCGAUGGCUUGAGUGGCCCAUUUGCACUCAUGCUCGCAGCCGAGGAGGGAUGUAAGGUACGGGCCAUCUACCGCCCUCACAUUGCGCGGAGUAGCGGCGUGAUUCAGGUCGCCAUCUGAGUGCCAACAAGAAAAAAAAACUACUUUCGAGAUGUGAAUUAUCGAGAUUUGCUACUCAUUCCACCCGUACUCGCCUGUCCUAUGCUAUCGACAACGGGAUUUCAAGAGGAAAAUGAUUGUGGCAUAAACUAUUUCUGGAGACGCCUGUCACAGAUAUCGCCGCUGAACUGGACAGGGUGGAUGGUUAUUUCCCAAACAGUUGAAGCCUAUGUAUACUGCAUUCAUCUGUUGGAAUCGCUGCCUAGUAUCUUCGAGAACAGCGCAAGAGGAAUGCUGGUCCAAGAUCUAAUGCCAUUUACUUUAAGUUUUUGGCCUUUUUUCUUCGGUCAUUGCCUUCUCUCACUGUUUUUACUCUCAUGCCAGGGAGAACUCCAGAGGUCAUGCUCACGGACUGUGGCGGAGAAAGUUAGCGAACAGUGCCAGCUGGCAUGCCACUGUAGAAGAUACCCUCCCCUUCCUCCGCCACCGCCUCCGCCGCCUCCCCCGCGGCUACUGGGCACCACAGUGGCAGAGCCCAUGGUGCCCUUGUUGAGGCCCUGGUGGAUGGAGAUGGACAUUAUAGUGCUUGGAACGGUGGGCUGUGCCUCAGUGGUCUUCCUCCUCUCAGCCAUCAUCAUCUGCUACAAGGCCAUUAAGAGGAAACCACUACGAAAAGAAGAGAACGGGACGAGUCGCGGGGAAUAUGCCAUGAGCAUCCGUAACAAGAAGGCCAUGGGUACGAACAACACUGUGGUAUAGACUGUCUCCUGGUAGACACAGGAAGUGACAUCACCGUUAACGUCUCUCUCCUUACCCCCCGAGUACAACAAUCCCGUCUCAAUCCAGAAUGCAACAGGGUUUUUUCAAACCCAAGGUUUUCAAACAGGUAAACCUUCCCUCUUUGCCUGCAAGUCGCCCGGACUGAAGACACCAUUCAGCUCAAAAGAAGAGCUGUAAAAGAUGGAAGGAAGGAAAAAAAAAUCAAGGCAGAAAGGACGGAGAGAAAGAUCCACAAACCCCCAUGGUGUCGAGAGUGGCACAGCAGGCUGAACAUUAUGCUCUUAGUAACAGCAAGUGUUGCUGACAGGCUGGUUGGCUGCUGGCUGGAGAGGGACUGUCUGCCAGUCUGCCGCAGAUCCAGACCUCACACACUGUUGACAUCUGCAAUGGAGCAACAGACAAUACAGUAGCCUUGCAGUCUCAUGGGUGGCCAGACAGGACAGCCCCCCACCCCACUCCUCCCCUCACACACACAUACACAAUAAAUAACGUGCAUGCAGUUUUUACAGAGAAUGCAACAUUUUUUUAUAUACCAAUCCUCACACUGUCCAUCUUUUGUUCUCCAUUUUUGAGACGGAUGCUUUGUGAGAGGCAUGAUGUUACUGUCAGUCCUGGCUCUGAGAUGUGGAUUCAUCUGACUAUGCAAUUUAAAGAAAUCCAUAUAAAAGAGAGAGAGAGAGAGAGAGAGAGAGAGAGAGAGAGAGAGGAGCAACGACACCAACAUGGGACGUUCUGGUUAUUUUACCAUGCCAAAAAUGCCACUGAAGACUUAGGCUCAAUGUAAUAUACUUCAGUCAUUCAUCUAUUUAUUUGCUCUAUUUAUUUACUUAUCUACCUUCGAAUUUAUUUUUCUACUUAAGAGGGAAAAAAACAGUCUUGUAAGUUACUCACAUCUUGAAAAAUCUUGGAACAUCUUGAUGAAUCCAUUUUAUUUCUUGAUAGCUCUGUUUUUUAAGUGAAUAAUUUAUAAACCAUAUAAUUCAUUUGUGAUGCUCCAAUGCUUUAAGCCUGCUGUCAGUUUGUUGAGACACUGAUGCAGAAAACAUGCUUGCUCUGCAAAGAGUUUUGGUAUCAGUUGUUUUGUCUCUGGGUGUUUGAUAUGCUUUUCUGUGUUUCCCUGAGACUUCAGCUAAAAUGUCAGGGGUCUUUACGAUGUGCUAUGUGAAUGUGUGUUUUAUACAUUAUUUCUGUGCUGCAUCAUAUGCCAGUCCCAGCACCCCACCCCACCCCCACCCCCUGUUUUUAUUUAUUUUAAUUUGUUAACUCAAUGCAAGUCGUCGUCCCCCUCCACCCCACCCCUUCCCUCCUUCCUCCAGCAAGUUAAAUGUGCUAUCACAGGUCAUCUGGUUAAAUCCUGUUGUUUCAGAGUUUUUGGGUGAGAUAGAUGCCUUCAGUCGUGUUUCAUGGAUUCGAUUUGACAAUCUUUGUUUUGUUUUUUGUUUUUUUUCUAUCUGUCAAGAAGGGCUUAGCCCAUCACUAUAGAAACAGGGGACAUGAGCCCAGGGCUGACCUUGUGACUGGUGAGAGACAGGAGACUUAGCCAAUAGCCAGAGAUCAGGUUGCACAGAGGAUGGCCUCAGCAGGGAUGUGUGUGUGACUCAGUGCUGUCACAGGCAUCCUCCACAUCCCCGCUGGAAAAACACAACUGAGCUGAACUGGAGCAUCACUCAACGCUGCUCUGCUUUUUAUUUUUUAUUUUUUUUUAAACAUUAAAUCUGUGUGUGUCUGUGCGUGCAUGCAUGUGUAUGUGUUUGAGUGGUGUGUGCGUGUGUGUGUCUGUCUGUCUGUCCAUCUGUCUGUCUGUGAGUGUGCAUGCAGAUGAGUGUACUCAGUGAGAGUGGGCUGUACUCUGUGGCUGUCGGUUAAGUAUAGAUAUUGGCUAAACUGUGGGAAUUUGGAAAAACACAUGCUUGCAUCUAAACAUGCACAGGUAUUAGCUAACAGUAUACCCCACCAUGUACCUAUAUGAGAGAAAUGAUGGAUGCAUGAAUGUAAAUAUUGAUAUUUAAAUAUCUGCCUUCUGGACUGUUAAUUCAUGUACAGUGUAACAGAACAUAUGUUUAUACAUAGUAAAACUUAAACAAUGUGCUACCAUUUAGAAUUAUGUCAAUGUUGUCAUGUUGAUGGAGCAAGCCAUUAAUGUAUAUAUGGCAAUCAAUAGUACAUAACACAAUUUAUGCAUUAUACCAAACAAAUAGAAAGAUGUGCAUAAGUUGAUUUCAUUGCUGAGUUUUUCAGUUGUAAAUAAAACUGUACAUAAUAACAGA
This is a messenger RNA of Lates calcarifer (barramundi perch), 3439 nucleotides long. It is a transcript of the gene prima1, whose product is annotated as proline rich membrane anchor 1. The record is from RefSeq and is a predicted model, not a curated record. NCBI's taxonomy places the organism in Eukaryota, Metazoa, Chordata, Actinopteri, Centropomidae. The transcript is spliced from 4 exons. The coding region runs from base 495 to 1151 and encodes 218 amino acids.